Molecule: messenger RNA, 5477 nt
Organism: Sapajus apella (tufted capuchin)
Lineage: Eukaryota; Metazoa; Chordata; Mammalia; Primates; Cebidae
Gene: ZNF280D
Product: zinc finger protein 280D
Exons: 19
Coding region: 300-3134 (944 amino acids)
Biological process (GO): regulation of DNA-templated transcription
Molecular function (GO): DNA-binding transcription factor activity, RNA polymerase II-specific; RNA polymerase II cis-regulatory region sequence-specific DNA binding
Source: RefSeq, a predicted model, not a curated record
ACAGGGGACGCAAGGAAAACCACAUUUAAAACAGACUUGGUAAAAUUUGCUAAAAUUAGCCAAUUAUGAAAAGAAACAGACGAUUGAUUCCUUUUUGUCUUCUGGUUUAGUCUUCGCCCUGAAGGCCCCGCGCUUCUUUCGAACGGCGGCUCUAUCCCGUGAUCGUCUCACUUUCCAAGCCAAAGGAUUGGGGGCCGAUACACACGGGGAGGGCGCGAAACCCUCCUCGUCUGCAAAUUCGGAGUUGCAGGGAUUUGGGGGAUACAGUCCGGCCCCGCCGGCCGGCGGCUCGCACUCUCAUGGGGCCCGGGCUCUGGCCCUCGCCGCUGGCCGGCGCGUGGCGGGGCGCGUGGGUCUUCGAGGGUCCGCGACGCGGCGCACAUGCUGAUGCCCGCCUCCCGCGUCGGCGAGAAGACAGGGAGCUCGGACACGGGGAGGCUGACCCGGAGCCUACCCAUGAGGCAGCGCGCCGGCUGCAUGAGAGCCCCCCCUUUCCACGGCUCGGCUGCCAGCUCCGCAAUGGGAGCCGCCGCCGUCGCCGCAGUGUAGUUUUUCGUGCUCCUCCUUUUCCUCCUCCUCUUUCUCCUCCUCCUCAGGGCUCCAGUCAGGCCGAUCCGCUCCGCUCACGGAAGGAAAACAGAAAUAACUUGCUGCGUUGUCUGGAGUUACAUGGUAAUUCAAAAAUGGCAGAACUGUUUAUGGAAUGUGAAGAAGAGGAGCUGGAACCAUGGCAGAAGAAAGUAAAAGAAGUUGAGGAUGAUGAUGAUGAUGAGCCAAUCUUUGUUGGAGAGAUAUCAAGUUCAAAACCAGCAAUUUCAAAUAUUUUGAACAGAGUUAACCCCAGCUCAUAUUCAAGGGGACUAAAGAAUGGUGCACUCAGUCGAGGUAUUACUGCUGCAUUCAAGCCUACAAGUCAACACUACACGAAUCCAACAUCAAAUCCCGUGCCUGCCUCACCAAUAAAUUUUCAUCCUGAGUCUAGAUCUUCAGAUAGUUCUGUUAUUGUUCAGCCUUUUUCUAAACCUGGUUAUAUAACAAACUCAUCACGAGUUGUGUCUAAUAAGUCGUCAGAGUUACUGUUUGACUUGACCCAGGAUACAGGGUUAUCACAUUACCAAGGGAGACCAACACUUUCUAUAGCAGGUAUGAAUGAAAGUUCAUUUUUAUCAAAACGUCCUUCUACUUCUGAAGUUAAUAAUGUUAAUCCAAAGAAGCCUAAGCCUAGCGAAAGUGUUUCUGGAGCAAAUUCCUCAGCUGCAUUACCUUCAGUUAAAUCUCCUUCAGUGACAUCUUCCCAGGCUAUGUCAGCAAAAGGUGCAAAUACCACAUCAAAUCAAUCUAAAAAUGGAACGCCUUUUCCAAGAGCUUGUCCAAAGUGCAACAUUCAUUUCAAUCUUUUGGAUCCUUUGAAAAAUCACAUGAAGUAUUGUUGUCCAGACAUGAUAAAUAACUUUUUGGGACUGGCUAAAACAGAAUUUUCAAGUACAGUAAAUAAAAACACAACUAUUGAUUCAGAGAAAGGAAAAUUGAUCAUGUUAGUUAAUGACUUUUAUUAUGGAAAACAUGAAGGAGAUGUCCAGGAAGAACAGAAGACUCACACAACCUUUAAAUGCUUCAGUUGCUUGAAAAUUCUAAAAAAUAACAUUAGGUUUAUGAACCACAUGAAACACCACUUGGAACUUGAGAAGCAGAGCAGUGAGAGCUGGGAAAACCAUACCACCUGCCAGCACUGUUACCGUCAGUUUCCCACACCAUUUCAGUUGCAGUGUCACAUCGAAAGUACACAUACCCCCCAUGAAUUUUCUACUAUUUGUAAAAUCUGUGAAUUGUCAUUUGAAACAGAGCAUGUUCUUUUACAACAUAUGAAGGACAAUCAUAAACCUGGUGAAAUGCCAUAUGUCUGCCAGGUUUGCAAUUAUAGAUCAUCAUCAUUUUCUGAUGUGGAAACUCAUUUUAGAACAUCCCAUGAAAACACUAAGAACUUGCUAUGUCCAUUUUGCCUCAAAGUUAUUAAAAUUGCAACGCCAUAUAUGCAUCAUUAUAUGAAACAUCAGAAAAAAGGAAUACAUCGUUGUACAAAAUGCAGGCUGCAGUUUUUGACGUGCAAGGAGAAAAUGGAUCAUAAGACUCAACAUCAUCGAACAUUUGUAAAACCUAAACAACUAGAAGGAUUACCUCCUGGAACAAAAGUUACUAUUCGAGCUUCAGUUGGACCUCUGCAAUCAGGAGCUUCACCUACACCUUCCAUUAGUGCAAGUGCUUCCACCCUUCAGCUCUCACCUCCAAGGACUAAAAAUAUAACUGCUAAAACUCCUGCAAAAUCUAAUACAAGUAAACCUAAUAUAAUCAAAUCCAACACAAGUAAACCUAAUACAAGUAAGCCUAAUGGAAGUAAAUCUAAAUACAAAUCAAAAAUCUCUAAUAUGCAAAAGAAACAAAGCACAUUGGCUAGUAGCAAUAAAAAAAGUAAAGUCAAUACAGCAUUGAGGAAUUUAAGGUAUCGUCUGGGCGUUCACAAGUGCAUUGAGUGUUGUUCUGAAAUAAAAGAUUUUGCAAACCACUUUCCUACGUAUGUCCACUGUAGUUUUUGCAGAUACAACACUAGCUGUAGCAAAGCCUAUGUAAAUCAUAUGAUGAGCUUUCAUAGUAACCGUCCAAGCAAAAGAUUUUGUAUUUUUAAGAAGCAUUCAGAAAAUCUCAGGGGCAUUACUCUAGUGUGCCUUAAUUGUGAUUUCCUAAGUGAUGUUUCUGGCUUAGAUAAUAUGGCUACACACUUAAGUCAACAUGAAACUCAUACUUGCCAAGUUGUAAUGCAGAAAGUUUCUGUUUGUAUCCCAACUUCUGAGCACCUUUCUGAAUGCAGAAGCAGCCCAGAGAUUUCAAAAUAUGUCCAGGGUAUACCUGGACAGUGUCCCCCUUCGAUGGACACAACUGAUGCCUGUUCUCUCUUUCCAAGGAGUGUGAAUAAUUUGACUGUGGGACCUGCUCUUAGGUUGUGGCCUCAGGAAAUCAGAUCUUGGGGAGACUCCCUUUCUACAUGGCCCGCCUCCCAUAAGGCUGAUGCUGUUUGGCCAGAGAUGGCUUUAAGGCCCGCCAAAUUGAGCAUACUUCCCACUGGGGGCUUUGGCUCAUGAUCUUAAGCUUAUAAGGCAAUUAUGACCAAGAAAAGCCCAUCAAAUCACUGCUUCAACAUCCAAGUUGAAGUUUAGUCAUUUUGGCUGCUGCCCUUAAAUCUUUCUCUAGUAUGAAUACAGUCCAAGGAAUAUUAAAACUCUAGUUGUUAGGAAACCAUGGCUAUUUUCAUAUCCUUGGAACAACAGGUCUCCACAAUUAUGUUCCAAAAUUGCAUUUAUUUUUGCUGACAUAUAAAAUCUGUUAACCAGUAUUAAUUCUGUAAUUUUUUUUAAUGAUAACAAUUCUUGCAUUUUGAUUUUUUUAAAUUAAUUUAAUUUUAAUAGCUUGGUUUUAUGUUCUCAAAAUUUAUUAAUGUCUAUUUUAUGAUGUCUAUUUUUAUAUUUUUUUAUUUAAAAUUUGUUAGUGUUUGUUUUAAGAACUCUAAGAGAUUUCAUAGAAUUCUCUACAGAUUUUGUAUAGCUGCCUAUUUGUAGAUUUUGAAUUUGGCUGUUAGCCCAUUAGACAUUAUUAUUAUUCUGUCCCAUUGGGAUUAUUUUUAAUAUUACCUCAGUUGUGAGUUCUUAGGUGUAAAGAAUUGGCAGUACUACUUGCAGACCUUUAGAGCCAGUUUUAAGGUUACAUAUUUGUCAUGUAUGAUGUAAUAUCUACUAAGCCAUUAAUGUAGCUCCUUUGGGUAAAGGUAACAUAUUAAAAAAAAUAUGGAUGGUAAUCAGUAAUGCAUGUAUUUCUUUCCUUUAUAUAUUUUAAGUUUGGCAUGUGUUUAUUUUAGUUACAUUGAAUGAUCUAAACACUUUUGAUACUAUUAUUUUCUUUUAAUAAAUUAUAUUGUUUAAGUGCCUCAGGAAUUAUUUGCUAAUGAAUAAAAUGUACAGAUUUUAUCCUAUAAACAGGAACAUUGCUCUAAUUGUUAUAUGGAAGUCUUGUUACUGGGCUGCAGACAGAGUGCUGUAUCUACUUAGUACACCUUGCAUUUUUUUCUUGCAGUACAAUGAAAAGGUUACUAUUUAUACUCUACUAAUUUCUUAAAUUUAAAAGACUAGCAAAAUGCCUUUUGUGAUAUUAAUAGCAUAAGGAUAGGAAGGCUCUGAAAUUAUGACUCAAUGGUAGAUUUUUACUGUAAAAUCAGAACUUCUAUAUUUGCAUUUUAGAACAUUUUUAAAGCCAGUUUAAGUGACCACAUAUUAUAUGAUGUGUUUCUUAGAAUUAAGUAGCAGAAGAAUUAUUAGUUCUAAAUUUCCAAACUAAUUUAUAUCUCAAAUGAAAGGUUUUCCAAAAUCUCCACAAGUGGUUUGUUUCUUAGUAGUGGACUUAGUGAUAUACUAGUUUUAUUUUGUUUUUUUCCUUAUUUGUCUCUAGGAAUUUUUGCUGUCUGCCCUCUUUCUACCCAGUUUUUAAAAGUUUAUCCAGAAACAAUAACUUUUUCUGUUUUAAACAUUAGUUCUGUAUUCAUUUACAGAGAUUCACCUUACCUUGGUCAUAGGUCGAAAGUAGGAUAAACCACAUUCUUAAUAUAGUAAUGUGGGAGUACAGUCAACCCUCCAUAUCCUUGGGUUUCAUGUCUGCAGAUUCAGCCAACCAUGGAUUGAAAAUAUUUUGUUGGGGGAAAAACAAUGAGAAAUAACAAUAGAACAGUAAAAAAAUACAAAUGAAAAAAUACAAUAUAACAACCAUUUACAUAGCAUUUACAUUGUAUAAGUGACCUGAGCAUCUGAGAACUUUGUUAUUCUUGGUGGGGGCUUGGGGAAGUAGGGGUACUUGUGGGACGAGGGCAGGUCCUGUAACCAAUCCCCUACCGAUACCAAGGAACAACUGUACUUCUUUGUGGUCUUACACAGAAUUUUAUUUUUUAUAGUAUGUAUCAAAUUCAUUUUCUUAAAAUAUGAACUCUUAAAGUUCUGUCACUAGUAAAUUCAUUUUUUAAAAAAAUUGGUUCAGAUAAAACACUUGGCAGUCAGUACAAAAUUUGCUUAUUGUAGACAAUUAGUUGAAUUUCAUUUUGGUGCUAAUGAGUUUUAGCUUGAGUCUAAUCCCACCUUACCAUCAUGUUAUUCUGCUUUAUUCAUCUGGUCAGCCAUUUCAUGCAUAUGUGUUUUUUGGCUACUGUUGAAUAAAAGGUGUGAUUGGUUCAGUGUGAGUCCAUCACCAUUCUUAAGAAAAUAAUUAAACUAUAGAGGCUCAGAUUCUUGCCCUAUUUUUGUCACAUUUUGGCAAAACACUUUUUUAUUCAGGGAAUAUUUAUUGAGCAUCUACUUUGUGCCUGGCAGUGUCCUAGGUGUUAGAAAUAUAGACUGAAAUCUCUGGUCUUAUGGAAUUUACAUUACAGUUGUGAAAGACAAUAAAAA